Messenger RNA from Aspergillus glaucus CBS 516.65, 2004 nucleotides. Its product is annotated as anion exchange family protein. Gene Ontology annotation, molecular function: solute:inorganic anion antiporter activity; borate efflux transmembrane transporter activity. Gene Ontology annotation, cellular component: fungal-type vacuole; plasma membrane. Bases 1 to 2004 code for a protein of 667 amino acids. The record is from RefSeq and is a predicted model, not a curated record. The transcript has 5 exons. NCBI's taxonomy places the organism in Eukaryota, Fungi, Ascomycota, Eurotiomycetes, Eurotiales, Aspergillaceae. Gene Ontology annotation, biological process: transmembrane transport; monoatomic anion transport; borate transport.
AUGCAGGAUCCUGCAGCGUCACCAUCCCCGGGGCACCUAUCUGCGCCUCAAGGGAGCUUCCACACUCCAUCGCAAGAACCAGCAGAGCCCCAUUCGCGAAAACCAUGGCAAUCUUCGCGUCCCCAGUCUUCCCGGACGGGAAGGCCCCAGUCGCAGCAGCAGUCGCAUCCCCAUGUCGAGACACUGGCAGCAGACGCAACAAAUUCUUCCAUAAAGCAGCCCAAAUGGUGGAAAGUCCACCUAUUCCGUGGAAUGAUUAAAGAUAUCAAGCGGCGCGCACCGUACUACUGGAGUGAUUGGAUUGAUGCAUGGGAUUAUCGCGUCGUUCCGGCGACGGUUUAUAUGUUUUUUGCUAAUAUAUUGCCCGCUCUGGCAUUCUCCUUGGAUAUGUUUGAGAAGACGAAUCAGAGUUAUGGGGUGAAUGAGGUGUUGUUGGCGAGUGUGUUGGGUGCGGUUGUGUUUUCGCUUGCUGCGGCGCAGCCGUUGGUUAUUGUUGGUGUUACUGGUCCGAUUACGGUGUUCAACUACACGGUUUAUGACAUUAUCGCGCCGCGCGGGACGCCUUAUUUGGCGUUUAUGUGUUGGAUUGGGAUAUGGUCAUUGAUCAUGCACUGGAUACUCGCCAUCACCAACGCCUGCAAUGCCCUGACCUACGUGACCCGCUUCUCCUGCGACAUCUUCGGCUUCUACGUAGCAUGCAUCUACCUUCAAAAAGGCAUCCAGGUCCUAACUCGCCAAUGGGGUGCAGUAGGUGAGACUUCAGCCUACCUAAGCAUCAUGGUCGCCCUCUUAGUCCUAAUUAGCGGCUGGAUCUGCGGCGAGCUCGGAAGUAGCGGUUUAUUCCAGCGCUAUGUGCGCAAGUUCUUGGAGGAUUAUGGGACGCCGUUAACGAUUGUGUUCUUCACUGGUUUUGUGCAUAUUGGGCACAUGAGGGAUGUUAAUGUUGCCACGCUGCCGACUGGGAAGGCGUUCUAUCCUACGAUGGAACGGGGGUGGUUGGUGAGGUUUUGGGAUAUUGAUGUUGGUGAUGUGUUUUUGGCGAUCCCGUUUGCAGUGUUGUUGACGAUUCUCUUCUACUUUGAUCAUAAUGUGUCAUCGCUCAUGGCCCAAGGAACAGAAUUCCCCCUCCGCAAACCAGCCGGCUUCCACUGGGACUUCUGGCUUCUCGGUCUCACCACCUUUGUCGCAGGCCUUCUGGGCCUCCCCUUCCCAAACGGCCUCAUCCCACAAGCACCAUUCCACACAGCCUCCCUCUGUGUCACCCGCGACGUAGCCGACGAAGACGACACGAACAAAGGCAAAGCUGUUCGCAUCACGGACCACGUCGUCGAGCAGCGCGUCAGCAAUUUCGCCCAGGGCCUGCUGACAGUAGGCACGAUGACCGGUCCGCUCUUGAUCGUCCUGCACUUGAUUCCGCAAGGCGUUAUGGCGGGUCUUUUCUUCAUCAUGGGCGUUCAGGCGCUGCAGGGCAACGGGAUUACGCAGAAAUUGAUUUUCCUAGCGCAAGACCGUAACCUGACACCAACCUCGAACCCAUUAAAGCGUCUCGAGCGCCCUCUCGCCAUUUGGGUCUUUGUGAUUCUGGAAUUAAUCGGUUUCGGUGGUACCUUCGCCAUCACGCAGACAAUCGCCGCCAUCGGCUUCCCAGUCAUAAUCCUCUUCCUCAUCCCCGUCCGCGCAUUCCUGUUUCCACUAUGGUUCACGCCCGAAGAACUAUCCACCCUCGACGCACCAACUGCUAGCCCCUUCACCAUGGAAAGCGUCGGUGGAACGCACGGCGUGGAUGAAUCUGUGGAUCCCGAGUCCAGUAAUGGUCAGGGUCAGUCGAAAGCACCCUCUGGCGAAGCAGCCAUGAUUCGCCGGGAUCGCAGCUCGUCGGGGUCGGCGGUAGGGGAUGAUUUGGAGAGGGGGGAUGCGUAUGAGAUGCAGCCGCAGUCGCGGGCUUCGGUGAGGACUAGGCGGAGUACGGCGAGUGGGAUGGAGGUUCAGCCGUCUAAUUAUUGA